CCCCACCGCCGCCUCGUCCCCUCUAAGCUAAAGCGCCGCCGCGCGUCGACGAAAGAAUCACCAAUGGCGCCGCCGUCGAAGAUGGCCCUGGGCAUCAAGCGCGCCUCGCGGUCGAACACCUACCACCGCCGCGGGCUGUGGGCCAUCAAGGCCAAGAACGGCGGCGCCUUCCCCAAGGCCGAGAAGCCAGCUGCCGUUGCCGAGCCCAAGUUCUACCCCGCCGACGACGUCAAGCCACGCACUGUCAGCACCCGCAAGCCCAAACCAACCAAGCUCAGGUCGACCAUCACACCUGGUACGGUGCUGAUCGUGCUCGCGGGGAGGAGGUACAUGGGGAAACGCGUGGUGUUCCUCAAGCAGCUCAAGUCCGGCCUGCUGCUCGUCACCGGACCUUUCAAGGUCAACGGAGUGCCAAUCCGCCGCGUGAACCAGUCUUACGUCAUUGCCACAUCCACAAAGGUGGACAUCUCUAAGGUUAACGUGGAGAAGUUUGAUGACAAGUACUUCGCUAGGGAGAAGAAGACUAGGGUGAAGAAGACUGAGGGAGAGCUAUUCGAGACAGACAAGGAGGCAACAAAGAACCUGCCUGACUUCAAGAAGGAUGACCAGAAAGCCAUCGACGCUGAGUUGAUCAAGGCUAUUGAGGCCGUCCCAGACCUUAAGAACUACCUUAGUGCCCGGUUCUCCCUCAGGGAUGGUGACAAGCCGCAUGAGAUGUCCUUCUAAGUUAGUUGGUACAAGUUUCAAGUUCUGUGGAUCUCUUUUUUGUCUAGCGUGUUGUUCUGUACUCCUGAAUUUUGUGCGCCUGGUUAGUUAACCAUUGAUUUCUACUGAGGUCUGCCUGUCAAAUAUUAUGAGAAGAUUACGACAAGUACUAUGCUUUUCGGUGGUUCA
Molecule: messenger RNA, 894 nt
Organism: Lolium rigidum
Lineage: Eukaryota; Viridiplantae; Streptophyta; Magnoliopsida; Poales; Poaceae
Product: 60S ribosomal protein L6-like
Exons: 4
Coding region: 64-726 (220 amino acids)
Biological process (GO): cytoplasmic translation; ribosomal large subunit assembly
Cellular component (GO): cytosolic large ribosomal subunit; ribosome
Molecular function (GO): RNA binding; structural constituent of ribosome
Source: RefSeq, a predicted model, not a curated record